Myxocyprinus asiaticus (Chinese sucker) is the source of this 3299-nucleotide messenger RNA. RefSeq lists its product as uncharacterized. Bases 843 to 2735 code for a protein of 630 amino acids. The transcript is spliced from 2 exons. The record is from RefSeq and is a predicted model, not a curated record. Lineage: Eukaryota; Metazoa; Chordata; Actinopteri; Cypriniformes; Catostomidae.
GAUGUGAGCCGGUCUGUAACUGUCUUAGAAGUCAGUUUGUAUUUCUUGUUUAUUUAAUUAUUUUUAAAGUGUCUUGUUGGGGACCUUUCAUUUGAAACUGCUUAGUAAAGCGCUGGUUUGAGUGGAGACUUAUUAUGAAAAAAGCUCAGAGUGGCUCAAAAAGACAGAUGUCUGCACUGCAUGGAAAGUUAAAGAGUGUUCAAGUUCUAAUAUUUACAUUCUACUCAUGUGAAGUUAAAAAGGACAUGCAAGAUUAAGUUCUCCUUUUGGUAACAUGCAGCCAAUGAAUUCUCACGGCAUCUUGAGUUGGUUGAUUAUGAACCAGUCAAUAAAUCGCCAGUCAUCAGAGAAUCCUUGUGCUCGUGAAAUUACUGGGCGGAGUUAUAGUGAGAAUUCAACUGCUCUUCACGAGUAGGAGAAGAGAAGACCCAACCAGUAGUCAGCAAAGCUUCAAGUUAACAUCAAGUUCAUCACAUUCUGGAUUCUGCAAGAUGAAGUACUACUUACACCGGUAACUAAGAAGCAAGAGGCAAAUACAGAGUCAAGGCACUAUCAAGUUAAGACCAACAAGAAAGUUAAGCACACACAAGUUCAAGUUAAGGUGCUUAAGGUGGACUUAUUCUUGAUAUUUGCUUAAAAGAGACUCUUUAAGUGUUCAAUGUUAUUUUAAAGAAGUGCUGGUGUUAUGUGCUUACUCAUUUAAACUUUAAGUCAUUUUGGAGAAGUAUUAAGCUUAAAUAAGAAGAUAAUUGUUGACUGAACUGUUGAAAAUAUCCAUGUUCAGUACAAUUCAUGUUGUAUGAACAAUUAAAAAUAGACAGUGCAACAAAGAGAUCUAGAAAAUGGCAGAAGGUGGCCAGUCUACUAGGGGUAGCAAAGAAAAUAUAACAGAGAUUAUGCAAUCACAGCAGCAACUAAAAUCCCAGGAAUGUGUAGAGACACAUGAAUCAAUAGCUGUUGAUGAUACAACAGAUCCAGAGCCACGAAGAAGUCAAAGAACCCACAAAUUUACUGAAAAGGGUAAAGAAUUACAUGAUAAAAAGUUGGCUAAACUUAAAAAUCACUUUCAAGGCUCUUAUGAGAAAUGGAAAGCUCUGGCUAGAGACGCUAGACAAAAACUGAUGGGACGUCUCUCCAAUGACAUGCUGCAAGCUCUUAUAGGCACAAUAAGCUCUGCUUCAAAGGAUUUAAAUGUUGUUUAUGAAGAGUUGCGACAAAAUGUGAGUCCUGAUAGUGAUACUCGUCGCAGAAUAGACACUUGUGGUGCCGUCACUAAGAUGAUAGUUGAGUCUGCAAGGAGUCGUUUAGGUGAGGGAGUUGAGGGUCAAGAUCCUUUCAUUCAAGAGGGAUGCUGUACUGAUACAGGCUCAGUAUUUUCAUCCGUAGCCUCCAAAUCAAGUAAUGGACAUUCCAAGUCUUCUUCUCAGUCCUUAAACAACUCAAGCAUCAGCUCCAGAGGUUCAAGUUUGUCCUCUGUUAAGAAACAAGAAGCUGCUGCAGAAAUUGCUGCAACUGAAGCAACUUUAGAAAUAUUACAACAACAAGAACGUGAAAUAGAGGAACUCCAAAGACUUGAGGCUGAAGAGAAAAGGAGAACAGCAGAACAAGAAGCAGAAGCUUAUAAACGUCGACUAGAAAGAGAAGAAGCUAGACUGUGUGUAAAGUUUGAAGCUGAAAAUGCCACCAGACGGAAGGCACUGGAAGACAAGCGCAGAGAGCUAGAACGCUUGGAGACGCUUAAGAAGUUAAAUGCUGCAAAGGCACGGAUGCAAGUCUAUGAGCAGACAGAAGACUCAAAGGAUGAAACCAGAGAGUUACUCCAUGACUGUGCACCUGUGCAGAAGAAGCACAUACCUAAAUCAAGCAGCUCCUUGUUCGAGCACACACCUCCACACAAAGUAGUAAUAAAAUCACAUCAAGAAGAUAGCACUGCAGACCUUGUUAGGAUGUUAGCAGAAUCAAUCAGUUCAAAUCGUCUUCCUAUACCACAACCUGCAACAUUCUAUGGAGAUCCACUCAGAUUUAGUGAUUGGAAAAUAUCUUUUCAAACUUUGAUUAACAGAAAGAACAUACCAGUAAGUGAAAAGAUUUACUACUUACGAAAGUAUGUUGAAGGACCAGCUAAAAAAGCCAUUGAAAGUUACUUCCUAUUGGGCACAGAGUCAGCUUAUCAUGCAGCAUGGGCUAUUCUAGAAGAAAGGUAUGGAAAUCCGUUCAUCAUUGCCAAAGCCUUUAGGGACAAGCUUAAUUCAUGGCCCAAGAUAGGUUCUAAGGACAGUGUUGAGCUGAGGGAAUUUACUGAUUUUCUCAGAGGCUGUGAAACAGCUAUGACUGAGAUUAAAAGCCUUCAAGUUCUCAAUGACUGUAACGAAAACCAGAAGAUCCUUUCCAAACUUCCUGAUUGGUUAGCCUCGAGGUGGAAUCGUCAGGUAAUAGAGACUGAAGAAGAAACUAAGACGUUUCCUACCUUCAGUCAGUUUGUGGAGUUUCUUGCAAAAGAAGCUAAGAUCGCUUGCAACCCAGUGACAUCCCUUCAUGCUCUAAAGUGUACUGAGGUUGGAAAAGGAAAGGUAGUAAGAAAUCAAGGCACUAGAGUGAAGGUGUUAGCUGUUCGGUCUAGUGAGAAAACAGUUGCAAAAUGCGCUUUCUGUGAUAAACCAGGACAUGCCAUUCACAAAUGUCGUAAGAUGUGUCUUGACAACCAUUCUGGAUCAGUCAGCUCAAAGACUGGAUAGUGCCUCUUUAAGAACAUUUCUCUAUGAAGUCAUGGCUAUCAUAAAUAGCCGACCAUUAACAACAGAGCAUCUAAAUGAUCCAUCUGGUCCACAACCUCUUACACCUAACCACAUAUUGACUAUGAAGUCUUCAGUAAUUUUACCACCACCUGGAGAGUUCGUUAACGAAGACGUUUAUCUUUGUAAAAGAUGGCGCAAAGUGCAAUUUUUAGCUAAUGUAUUCUGGUCACGUUGGAGGAAAGAAUAUCUUCUAAACCUUCAACAAAGGCAGAAAUGGCACAAAUGCCGUAGAAAUGCAAAAGUCAAUGACAUUGUCAUUCUGAAAGAGGACACAGCUCCACGCAGUCAAUGGAAGUUAGCGAAGGUGACAGAAGUGCACACUGGCACAGAUGGCUGUGUCAGAACAGUGAAGUUAUUGAUCAGUGAUUCAACACUGGAUAGAAGUGGCAAGCGUGUUACAAACCCAACUUACCUUGAAAGGCCCAUCCAGAAAAUUGUUACCCUAAUUGAAGCAGAUUAAGAAUUCCUACCAUUCCUUGGGUUAGUCUAUAAUAUUUUUGGUUA